ACGGGUGCUUAAAUCUUAGAACAGAGAAAUUCACCACCAACACCUACGAGGAUUGAUCUCAAGCGGUAUUCUACCCUCACCUCACAGCUCACCGUUAAGGGGCUUUCUUGUGGAUUCCGGUGAAGGUGGUCCAUCUCUUCUGUUUGUGCUUCCCCGUACUCACCAUGUCCAGGGAUAUUCCCGUGCCCAUCCGAACUUGUUCGCCAGAGGAUGAUCAUUUGGAAUUAAGUCUUCGAGAGAAUUAUGCUCAAGACCUGUUGGGUUCACUCAGAGCCAAAGAAGCCUCUCAGGUUCAUCCUACCAAGGGCAGCCCGCAAAUGACAAGCCGUCGCCGCUUGGUCGACCGGAUUGGGGUGUGCGUGGAACAUUUUCAACUAACUCGAGAUACCAACCAUUUAGCGGUCAGGAUUUUGGAUUGUUUUAUGAGUGGGCAUAACAUCCCGGAUAACUUGUGCGGUGAUGUGGCCAUGGCGGCCUUGUCUUUGGCCUCGAAAAUGGAAGAACGGGAAGGAAUGAUUCCCAAAAUCCGGGUGCUUAAGAAGCACAUGUGUGAUGAAGGUGAAUGUCAUGUCACUUUCUUAUACUUGGAGGUGAAAAUCUUAGCAUACUUUGAUUGGCGCAUGUCCAUGGUCACAUGCGCUCAUUUUAUCAACCUUUUGGCUCCUCUGACCACUGAUGAAUACGUUUGGAACGAGCAUUCCAAUGUCAAUCUGCCUUCUGGAGCGUUUGAAGAGAACUUUUGGGAGUUCAUUCACUACUUCAUGGACAUUUCUGUGCAGGAUCAACAUCUAAUCCGUGUUAGGCCGUCAUUAAUGGCCUCGAGUAUCCUCUAUUGCGCCAGAGUUACCUACGAACUUCACCCGCUGUGGCCCACUGUAUUGAUAGUGGCGACCCAACAUUCUGAGGGGGAUUUUCAGCAUGUCGUGCGAAGACUACUCCAAACGUUCAAUGCAUCCCGACAGAUUGAAGAAAACUCUGCGGUAAAUCUUCAAGAGACUCUUCCAGAGAUUCACCCAGAGACUCACCCAAAGACUCACCCAGAGACUCACCCAGAGACUCAUCCAAAGACUGAACCCGGAAAGAAACGACGAAAACUUGAUCCUGCACCCUCAUCCGAUGUAGAUGACAACGAAACUCUCAAUUAUCUUGGAAAUGACUACUAAAAGGUGAGCUGCUCACUUAUUUUCGCGUCGACCAUGUACCACGGACGUGAAAUUUGAAUUUGGUUUGUGUUUAUUUAAUUAAAAGAAAACGUUGUUACCCUU
Molecule: messenger RNA, 1265 nt
Organism: Tigriopus californicus
Lineage: Eukaryota; Metazoa; Arthropoda; Copepoda; Harpacticoida; Harpacticidae
Gene: CycJ
Product: cyclin-J-like
Exons: 2
Coding region: 165-1163 (332 amino acids)
Biological process (GO): regulation of cyclin-dependent protein serine/threonine kinase activity; mitotic cell cycle phase transition
Cellular component (GO): cyclin-dependent protein kinase holoenzyme complex; cytoplasm; nucleus
Molecular function (GO): cyclin-dependent protein serine/threonine kinase regulator activity
Source: RefSeq, a predicted model, not a curated record